GGCGUAUGUAUAUUUUAUCGUUUUCUGCAGGCCGUUUAGCUCUCGGAAGCUCUGAGAAGCCUGAGCUGUGGUGGUUAAACGAGAAGGGUUUAUCGAUCCGCCGAAGGAAUGGCUUUUGCAAAUAGAAUUGGAAAUGUGCUCAAACAGGCAGUUAGCAGGCACAUGAAUCCUGAGUUAUCUCACUCAAACUCAUCCCUGUACCAGGCAUAUAGAAGCAUGUCGUCUUCAAAGCUUUUUGUUGGAGGCCUUUCUUAUGGGACUGAUGAAACAAGUUUGAAGGAAACAUUUGACCAGUUUGGUACUGUGCUUGAAGCACGGAUUAUUAUGGACCGUGAUACUGGAAGAUCCAGAGGCUUUGGCUUUGUUAGUUUUUCAACAACUGAUUGUGCAACCAGUGCCAUGCAGGCCAUGGAUGGACAGGAUCUUCAUGGCCGACGGAUUAGGGUGAACUAUGCAACUGAGAAGCCUCGUGGUGGAUUUGGUGGUGGAGGAUAUGGAAACAAUAGUUAUGGAAGUGGAGGUGGGAACUAUGGCAGAGGGGAUGGAUAUGGAGGUGGUAGCUAUGGCAGUGGAGCGGGUGGAUAUGGUGGUGGUGGUAACUAUGGCAGCAGUGGUGGUGGUAACUACAACAGCGUUGCGGGUGGAUAUGGUGGAGGUGGUAACUAUGGCGGCAGUGGUGGGUUUGGUAGUGACUAUGGGAGCAAUGUCGGCUAUAACAGCAGUUAUGCCACUGAAGAGAGAAACUUUGAUGGUGGGAAUAGUGGUAUUGGCAAUAAUGGUAACAGUUAUGCCAACACCGGAUUUGAUAGGACAGCAGGUUAUGGUGCAGGCCAGCAACAGCUGAACACAAAUCAAGAGAUACCCGAGCCUGUUGCUGGAGAUUUCACCCAUGACCCAUUGGACGGGAAUUACAGGGAUGACGACAACGAGCCAGAUGGUUAUGCCAACAAAAGCGGCUGAAGAAAUCUUUCAUAGAUGAUAUACUGUGUUGAGCUUGCCUAGGAACAAAACAUAAUAAGUCACUUCUUUUGGUGUUGCUAUGCACAUUGCGCACUUUACCAAGUUUGAUAAAUGUUAGUCUUCAGUGUGUGCAAAAAUUAAGAAAACUUUAAUUGACCUUGUUGUUUAGAUUUAUUCUCUGGCAGACUGGCAUCGAGCUAGACCUUGACGCAAUCAAAGGAAACAUUUUUGC
This is a messenger RNA of Ipomoea nil (Japanese morning glory), 1192 nucleotides long. RefSeq names its product glycine-rich RNA-binding protein 2, mitochondrial-like. The transcript is spliced from 5 exons. Gene Ontology annotation, molecular function: RNA binding. The record is from RefSeq and is a predicted model, not a curated record. Bases 109 to 960 code for a protein of 283 amino acids. Lineage: Eukaryota; Viridiplantae; Streptophyta; Magnoliopsida; Solanales; Convolvulaceae.